CUUUCCAUUACUUUAAAUGCGUUUUUAAUAAUAUAAUUUUGUCCCAAAGAGACAGGACGUUGGCAAUUAAUGUGGAAACUCGAAAAACAAAGGAAAGAAUUUAAUUUGAUAUUUGUCAAACUGUAAACAGCUAAGCAAAUAUUUUUAUAAAUAAAUGUUUCGAAAUACUUAUCAGGGCGGAUUUUUAUCCAUUUUGUAUAGUUGCGGGUCGUCCCCUCUGGAGUUAUGGGACAUGCACGUAAAAAACGGAUAUAUACGCAGAAUUACAGAUGAAGAGAUAAAGUCAUUGGCAUUGGAAAUAGCCGGGACCAAUGUGGCUACAACUUAUAUUUACUGUCCAGCGUUUCCAAAGAAGGAGCUGGGUAUAAAGCUACCCUUUCUUAUCAUCAUUAUCAAGAAUAUGAAGAAGUAUUUCACGUUCGAGAUAACAAUAUUGGACGACAAGAAUAUGCAUAGAAGAUUCCGUGUGAGCAAUUUUCAGAGUACGACACGCAUUCGCCCGUUUUCCACAUCCAUGCCCAUCGGACUUUCAGGUGGAUGGAAUCAGAUUCAAUUCAAUUUGUCUGAUUUUACACGACGAGCCUAUGGUACAAAUUACAUUGAAACCACUAGAAUGCAAAUUCAUGCCAACUGCAGAAUCAGACGAGUUUAUUUCGCCGAUAGGCUUUAUUCAGAGGACGAACUGCCAGAAGAGUUUAAGCUCUUCUUGCCGAUGCAUCGAAAGAAAUGCGUUAGAGAGGAAGACGUGCUGAAAAAACCUACUCUAAUACUUGAGAAAGUGCCGUCCGUCGAACCAAUUAUCGAGCCGAAAGUGGAGGAGAUACUUGAGCUGCCAGUUACGAAGGAACCUGAUUUAAUCGAGAAAGCGAUACCAGAUGUGCGUGCGGAAGAAGUAGAAGAAAUAAUUAUAAAGAAAGAUGAAGAAGAAAAAGAAGAAGGAGCAGAAGAAGCAGGAGAAGAAGCAGAAGAAGCAGAAGAAGAAGCAGAAGAAGAAGCAGAAGAAGCAGAAGAAGAAGCAGAAGUAGUAGAAGAAACAGAAGAAGCAGAAGAGGAAGUAGAAAAGGAAGAAGAGGAAAUUAAAGUUGAAGAAACUGUGGUUGCCGAAGAGGAAGAAGUCGAACCUGUGGCUGCUACUCGUGAAUAUGAGGUCGAAGAAGAAGAAAAAGAAGAUAUAUUGGAAGAUGAGGAUGAAGAAGAUGAAAAUGAAGAAAAUGAACGUGAAGCUGAGGAAUAA
Trachymyrmex septentrionalis is the source of this 1234-nucleotide messenger RNA. RefSeq names its product cilia- and flagella-associated protein 20-like. The coding region runs from base 155 to 1234 and encodes 359 amino acids. The record is from RefSeq and is a predicted model, not a curated record. Gene Ontology annotation, cellular component: motile cilium; ciliary basal body. NCBI's taxonomy places the organism in Eukaryota, Metazoa, Arthropoda, Insecta, Hymenoptera, Formicidae. Gene Ontology annotation, biological process: cilium assembly; positive regulation of cell motility; regulation of cilium beat frequency involved in ciliary motility. The transcript is spliced from 4 exons.